AGUGCCGGCCCCCCGAGCCCAACCGAACCGAGCUGCGCCGGGGGCAGCGAGCAGCAGGGCCGGGCCCCUUUGAGGUGAUGUGGUCCUUCAUUCCAGUAGAGAAAUUCAUCAUUUGAAGUUAUGUGCUUGACCUGGAAGAACCACGUCGCUGGCACCUUGGGGACCCUGUGAGCUGGAACGGGAGAAGAGCCCUCCGGCAGAUGGAAUGGGGCAGCCAUGAACGGCGAUGCCCUGUGCCAGGAGCCCUCCUCCCCACUCCCCGACUGGAGGGAGUUCUGUGAGCUGCACGCCCAGGCAGCCGCCGUCGACUUCGCCCAAAAGUUCUGCCAAUUCCUGAAGGAAAACCCCCACUACGACACCCCCGGGGCAGAGACUUCCUUUUCCCACCAUUUCGCCGCCAACUUCUUGGAUAUCUUCAGCCUGGAGGUCAGCAGGGUUUUCGUCUCCGACUCCCCCACCAAGUACAACAUCGUCCCCUUCGUGGGCUUGCAGAACUGCCACGUCCCUUACGGGCGGGAGGUCACCCCGAGGAAGGAGGAGACUUCCACGGAAUCCUUGGAUAGCAUGGACACCCCGUUGGGUGCCGGGCGGUACCUGAGCCCGGUGCAGCAGGUCCAGGCCCGUAAAGUCUCUUCCUACGGCCAAUCCCGCAGCUCGGAGGACGUCUCCGUCCAUGCUGCCACCAAACCCAAGUUCAAGAAAGGUUUUUCCUUGAGGAACAUGAGUUUGUGCGUGGUGGAUGGCAUGAAGGAGAUGUGGCACCGCAAGGCCUCUCCGGAACCGGGAACCGAAGCUGCCCCGGCUGGCCGGAGAGCUGAGAGGGACCCGUGGCCAGCUGGGAGCAAAGAGCCCGGAGACCCCCGGGAGAAAUGGACCCACAAGCUACGUCUGUCCAAGGUGCCCUCCUCCAAGGUGGAGCUGGUGGACAUCCAGAGGGAAGGGACCCUGCGUUACAUGGUGGCCGAUGACACGAACUGUGUGGGGAGCUCCCAGUGGCAGAAGUGCCGCCUCCUGCUCAGGAAAGCUGUGAAGGUGGAAGGGGAGAGGUUCCUCCUGGAGUUUUAUGUCCCUCCCAAGGCUUCCAAGCCCAAGGUGAGCAUCCCACUGUCAGCCAUCAUCGAGGUCCGCACCACCAUGCCCUUGGAGAUGCCUGACAAGGACAACACCUUUGUCCUGAAGGUGGAGAAUGGAGCUGAGUACAUCCUGGAGACCAUUGACUCCCUGCAGAAACACUCCUGGGUGGCUGAUAUCCAGGACUGCAUCGACCCUGGGGACAGCGGGGAUGACAUCGAGCUGGCAUCCUGUGCACAGGGAGCCUGCCUGCCAGGCAGAGUGUCCUCCUGCAGCUGCGAGUUCCUGGCUGAUGAUGUGCCCAGGCCACCAGACAGAUGUCCCCUACCCAGCGCUCACAACCCCACCACAGCCACCACCAUCCCUGCACCCCACGGCCGGGGCAGGGACUCCCUGGGGGAACUCCUCACCCACGUCCCACUGGAAAGCUUCCUGCAGACCCUGGAAUCCUCCCCUGGCACAGGAGGACAUCUCACAGGGGAGGACAGCGAGGCAGAGGCAGAGAUCAACCUCUCCAACUUCCCCUGGUUCCAUGGGACUCUCUCCCGGAUCAAGGCAGCUCAGUUGGUGCUUUUGGGGGGUGCCCGGAGCCACGGUUUGUUCGUCAUCCGGCAGAGUGAAACGCGGCCAGGGGAGUACGUCCUGACCUUCAAUUUCCAGGGGAAAGCAAAGCACCUCCGCCUGUCACUGAAUGAGAGUGGGCAGUGCCAUGUGCAGCACCUCUGGUUCCAGACCAUCUUUGACAUGCUGCGCCACUUCCACACCCAUCCCAUCCCUCUGGAAUCAGGCGGAGCGGCCGACAUCACCCUCCGGAGCUACGUGGUGGCCCAGAGCCCUCUGCCUGACACCGUCCCCCCACCACCCCUACUGCCACAGCCGCCGGGCUGCCGGGUCGACCUGCCACCCCCCCACUACUUCUGCAGCACAGCACCUGCCGGCCCUCCAGCCCCCCCACCCACUGAGGGGGUGUCCGUGGCCCCCAGUGUCACCAUCCCCGCUCCCUACCACCGUUUGGAGGGUGCCCUGGGCCCCCGGAACCGCAGCGACAGCACCGAGCGCCGGCCGGAGCCUCCCAGCACCAGUGCCGAGGAUUACCAUGACGCUGACGGUGCCCGGAGCAGGACCCGGGCUGUGGAAAACCAAUAUUCCUUCUACUGAACCACCCCGUGCCCAGGGGCUGGAUGGCAAAAGGGAAAAAGGAGCAUCCGUGCCCCUCCUCACUGCUGCACCAGCCUCGCCACCUCCUUCUGCCACCACCAGCAAUCCAGCCGGGAUGUCCUUGCUCCCUGCCGCUUCCAGGAGCUGUGUGAGUGGUGGGUGAUGUCCUGUCUGGACCUGGCAUCGACCCUUGAAGUCAGGGCAGCACUUGAGGGUUUGGGAGGCUGAAAGCCUCAGUGCCAUUACAGAGCUUGCAGCCUCUUCCCCUUCCUUCUGGACCAAGAGCCAAGUGCCAAGGUUGAGCCGGGUUCCCUGCAUCUCCUCCAGGAGAGGUGGCCCUGCUGGGAUGGCACCACCAAGCUCCAAACCCAGGCACCUCAGCAUGUUUCCCUCUGGGAUGAGAGCCCAGCAUGGGCAGCAUCCCUUCUGGUACCAGCAUCUUGCAAACCAGCUGCCCAAGGGUUCUGGUGUUUCAGGAUGCCCGUGGGAAGUGUCAGACUCCCAAGUGGAAGCUGUUCUCGCACACGUGGAUCUGUGCUCCUGAGGUGGCUGGGAGGCUUUAUCCAGCUUGGCAUUCAGGCUUCCUCUGGGACAUGUGUUUCCCAUCCUCUGCCAGGAGAAGUUUUUAAUUAAUUGCAUUUGAGGAAGAUUUUUUUUUUUCUCCCUGCUCUCCUGCCAUUUCUGUUCUUUUGUCCUUUCCCUGCUGUACCUCCAGGAGAAUCCCUGGAGAACCCCUUUACUUCCUCCCUCUCUUCCUCAGUUUUUCAAACCCGAAGCUUUCUGCAAGGCCAUCAGCUCAGCCUUCUGCCUUUUCUCUACCACAGCCAAGUAAUGUUUUCCACUGCUCAAGGCAAACCUUGAAAAAAAAUGGCAACAGCCCUGCUUUGCAUCACUUGUUAGUGCUUCAGGAUGUCUCAGGGGGGGUCAGACAAGAGGUAGAAGGCUGCAGGUGCUCAAAUGGGCUCCUGGGAAUGAAAACAUUAGAUAUCUUGGUAGAUGCUCUUGAAGGCUAUUUUUUUGUUGUUGUUGUUUCUUGGAGAAACAGGCCCAGGAAGAAUGAAAGGGAUGAGGAGGUGGGAGAGCCUCUGAACAGGCAGCUUUGCUUGCAGACAGCUGUGACAGUAGCAUGUCCUUCUUGGUUUGCCUCAUACAGCCUGUGUGCCCAUCACUGGGACUCUUGGCUCCUCAAGUGGUGGCCAGGUUUGGGUGACAGAGCUAGCAGAACCUGAGCAAGGUAGAUCUGAAGCAUCUGGAUGGGUCUCCAGAUAGAGAAGACCCAGCUGGAAGUUACCACAGUGCAAAGAGAGGUGUGAGCCAAGUCACAACCUAACUGAAACCCCUUGAAUUAGCCUGGUGGGUGGGCUUGGAUUGAGUCAGAUUAUUGUUAUUAUUAUUAUUUUAGGUGCCUUCUUUCCUGAGCUAGCAAAGCAUGUCCCCAGCUCUGGGGUCACUUGUCUCAUCCCCCUCAGGAGGGCAGGGAUGUUGUCCCGGAGGCUCUUUGCCUCUUCCCAUGAUGGGACAGCAGCCUUGCUGGCUGAUGGGUGGAUCCCAUUCCUCUGCCAAAUGCCACCUUCUCCCCAGAUGUGGCCUUUCAGAGGGUAGCAAGGACCCUUUUUCUGGAUGGGGUCUUUCUCCUUCCUCAGCACAGCUAAAACCCAGCCCAGAGGAGCCUGUGCAGCAGGCAGAGAUGCUCUUGGUUGAUGGGUUUAAUACAGACCCUGCUUCCUCUGUGCACAUGGUGAGUGAGGAGGGACCUCAGGAUGUGGCACAGACAUUGCCACUCUUGUUUGCCACCAGUGUCCCAGUGGGCCAGGUGGUUGAGGGUGGGAGCACUGCCUUACAGACCUUCAGAGUUUGGCUGAUUGUUCACUUUCUGUGUCACAGGAUAGGGAAGAGGAGGGGGAAGCAAUGAUCUGCAAGCAAAAAUGUUAAUUUGUAAAUAGGGGAGAGUCUGGAAGAGUUUACUGUUCUGUAGAAUAAAUUAAUUUUAUUUAAAAAAAAAAGGGGGGGACUUGUUAAACAAAUGGAAAACUCGAGUUCCAGUUUUAAAAUAAAACCACUUGCAAAAAGGACAG
This is a messenger RNA of Calypte anna (Anna's hummingbird), 4304 nucleotides long. RefSeq names its product SH2B adaptor protein 2 (gene SH2B2). Gene Ontology annotation, biological process: antigen receptor-mediated signaling pathway; intracellular signal transduction. Gene Ontology annotation, cellular component: plasma membrane. The transcript has 10 exons. Gene Ontology annotation, molecular function: transmembrane receptor protein tyrosine kinase adaptor activity. Bases 217 to 2229 code for a protein of 670 amino acids. NCBI's taxonomy places the organism in Eukaryota, Metazoa, Chordata, Aves, Apodiformes, Trochilidae. The record is from RefSeq and is a predicted model, not a curated record.